Messenger RNA from Lepus europaeus (European hare), 4907 nucleotides. RefSeq names its product pleckstrin homology and RhoGEF domain containing G2 (gene PLEKHG2). The transcript has 19 exons. The record is from RefSeq and is a predicted model, not a curated record. The coding region runs from base 747 to 4823 and encodes 1358 amino acids. Lineage: Eukaryota; Metazoa; Chordata; Mammalia; Lagomorpha; Leporidae. Gene Ontology annotation, molecular function: guanyl-nucleotide exchange factor activity.
GGGAGGGGAAGCCCGGGGCGACCGCCCCCCGCCCCACAGCUGGGUCCGGACUCUCCCGCCCCAGAUGUGGCGCCGCCACCGCCGUAGGAUCCCCCUUGCCAUCCAGCCAGGAGCCUGAGGCGCCCCGAGUCCUGGACCCAGGCAUCCGGAAUUUCUGCACCACGUCCGUAGAGACCUCGGAAUCCAGGUGCCCGGCACCCGGGCUUGAAGCUCUCAGGUAUCCAGCGCCCCCACCUGGGGGAGCCGGCGGCCCGCGACAUCAGUCCCCCGAGGGACCCUGGAGACCGAGCGUCCCGCAGCCCUGUUUGGAGGACUCGGGACCCGGAACCACAGACUCCCUCCAGGAGUCCGCAGGAGCCCGCGCCCAGGACCUCUGGGUUGGAGGAACUUGGGGUCGGGCCCUCCAGAGCCCCAGCGCGGCACUUUGGGGCUGCAGCGUCCACCACUUCGAGGGGGCUCUGGAAGUUGGAAGCCCUACGCUCCCGCCACUAGAGUGAGGGGAACUCGGGAGUCCCGCACGGCCCCACGCGGAAGACCCAGGGUCCCCAUCCGAGACUCAAGAGUCGAGGCUCCCGGCCCCCCAACUCAGGACACCGAGAACUUGGGCCCGCCGGCCCCCACUGCGCGGGAGACCCCGGAUUCUGGGGGCUGAAGCCCGAGAGCCCCCCGGAGCAGCGCGCUGGGGUCGGGCCGGACCCGGGCAGCCUCGGCCCGGGGGAGGUCGCUGCUGAGCCGCUCGCUCAGCCAUGCCCGAGGGAGCCCGGGGACCGAGCCCGCCCAAACCCAGCCUCCACCUCGGGUGUGGCCGCAGCGAGGAGGUGUGUGCCUGCGCAGCUGAGUGUGAGACUCGGACAGCCCCUGCAGCCCCCACCAUGGCUUCCCCCAGAGGGUCUGGGAGCUCCACGUCCCUGAGCACUGUGGGCUCUGAGGGGGACCCAGCACUGGGGCCCCCUCCGGCCUGUCCAGCCUCCAGGCCUGAGCCCCCGCCAGGGCCCCCCAUCCGCCUGGAUCUGUCGCCUGUGGGGCUCCCAGCAUCAGUGAAACCCUCGAGGUUGGAGCGUGUGGCCCGAGAGAUUGUGGAGACAGAGCGGGCCUAUGUCCGGGACCUUCGCAGCAUCGUGGAGGACUACCUGGGCCCUCUGCUGGACGGCGGGGUCCUGGGGCUGAGCGUGGAGCAGCUGGGCACGCUGUUUGCCAACAUCGAGGACAUCUACGAGUUCAGCAGCGAGCUCCUGGAGGACCUGGAGGGCAGCAGCAGCGCAGGAGGCAUCGCCCAGUGCUUCGUGCAGAGGAGCGAGGACUUUGACAUCUACACGUUGUACUGCAUGAACUACCCGAGCUCCCUGGCCCUGCUCCGGGAGCUGGCGCUGUCUCCGCCAGCAGCCCUGUGGCUGCAGGAGCGCCAGGCCCAGCUCCGCCACUCACUGCCCCUGCAGAGCUUCCUGCUGAAGCCCGUUCAGCGCAUCCUCAAGUACCACCUGCUGCUGCAGGAACUGGGCAAGCACUGGGCAGAGGGCCCGGGUGCCGGGGGCCGCGAGAUGGUGGAGGAAGCGAUCGUGUCCAUGACGGCGGUGGCCUGGUACAUCAAUGACAUGAAGCGCAAGCAGGAGCACGCGGCUCGCCUCCAGGAAGUGCAGCGGCGGUUGAGCGGCUGGACCGGCCCGGAGCUCAGUGCCUUCGGGGAGCUGGUGCUGGAGGGAGCGUUCCGAGGGGGCGGAGGAGGUGGCCCCCGGCUCCGUGGGGGUGAGCGGCUGCUCUUCCUCUUCUCACGGAUGCUGCUGGUGGCCAAGCGCCGGGGGCCGGAAUACACCUACAAGGGCCACAUCUUCUGCUGCAACCUGAGUGUGAGUGAGAAUCCGCGAGACCCCUUAGGCUUCAAAGUGUCGGAUCUGACCAUUCCCAAGCACAGGCACCUGCUCCAGGCCAAGAACCAGGAAGAGAAGAGGCUGUGGAUUCACUGCCUCCAGCGCCUCUUCUUUGAGAACCACCCCGCCUCCAUCCCUGCCAAGGCCAAACAAGUUCUCCUUGAGAACAGCCUGCACUGUGCUCCCAAAAGUAAGCCUAUCCCAGAGCCCCUGACACCCCCUCUUGGCUCCCCGCGGCCCCGCGAUGCCAGGACAUUCACCCCUGGACGGAGGCACACAGCUCCAUCUCCGGCCCCUACUGGCAGCCGCCGUGGCCGCAGGCAGUCCGAGCCAGUGAAGGACCCUUGUGUCGUGUUUGCACAGAACGAGAAGCCUAGAGUCAAGCAUGCUGGCAGCGAGGGGGAGCUCUAUGCACCUGCAGAGCCUCAGCCACUGGUUUCUGCUUGUGGACCCCCCGAGGACCCAGAGGAUGCGGGGCCCCCCACGCUCGACCCCACUGGGACCUCGAUCACGGAGGAAAUCCUGGAACUGCUGAGCCAGAGAGGCCUCCACGACCCGGGGCCAUCAGCCCUCAACGUUCCAGAGUUCCCCAGAGACUCCCCAGUGGCGGGCGACAGCGAGACCCUCACAUUCCAAGCCCUGCCCAGCCGGGACUCUUCCGAAGAGGAGGAGGAGGAAGAGUUGGCAAUGGAAGAGCGGGAGCCUUCCCCUCUCCACGUCCUGGAAGGGCUUGAAAGCUCCAGUGCAGCUGAGAUUGCCAGCAUUCCCAGCCUUCUCAGAAUUCCUGAUGCUCCCAACUCUGAAAUUCCCCAAGUUCCCUGCCUUCCCAGUCUCUCCGACAUCUCCAGUGUUUUUGAAAUGCCCUGCCUUCCAGCCAGGCCUAGCGUCCCCGACAUCCCCAGUCUCGCCAGCGCUCCCGCCCUGCCCUGUGACGCCUGGCUCCAGGGGCCCCUGCAGGAGCCGGCUGAGACUGCAGCCUCCCGGAGAGAACUGUUCCCCGCCGGAAACAACCCUGCGGCACUGGGGGAGCAGCCCUCGGGAAGCAGGGCCAAGCCGGAGGAGGAUGAAGACGGGGUAUCUUUCCCAGCCUUCCAGCCCGAGAGUGUCACCCGCGAUCGGCCGUUCCCAGAUGAGCUGGAAUUCCGCUCUUGCUCAGAAAUCCGGAGUGCAUGGCAGGCGUUGGAGCAGGGGCAGCUGGCCCGGCCAGGCUUCCCAGAGCCACUGCUGAUCCUGGAGGAUUCAGACCUGGGUGGAGGCAGUGGGAGCGGCAAGGCGGGAGGCCCGAGUUCGGAGAGGGCGGCGUCCCGGGUGCGAGAGCUGGCCCGGCUUUACAGCGAGCGCAUCCAGCAGAUGCAGCGGGCUGAGACCCGGGCAUCAGCCAACGCCCCCCGCCGCCGGCCAAGGGUCCUGGCCCAACCCCAGCCGACCCCCUGCCUGCCCCAGGAGCAGGCUGAGCCAGGGCCCCUGGCUGCCUUUGGACAUGUGCUGGUAUGUGAGCUGGCCUUCCCACUGGCCUGUGCCCAGGAGUCUGUGCCCCUGGGCCCUGCUGUCCGGGUCCAAGCUGCCACACCCCUGUCUAAGCAGGGAGGCCUCCUGGAUGGUCAGGAUCGAAAUGUUUCAGAUUUGUCUGAGCAAGACCACGUGGGCACCUGCAUUCCUGCACCUCCUACCCCUUUGCCUGAGAAAGGGGGGCCCCAAAGUUUCCAGGCUCCGGCCAUACAAGGCCCCCCAGCCAUCCACGUUCCAGCCGUUACAACGUUCCCUGAUCAAGGCUGCCUUGAAAUCGAAGUUCCAGCCCCCAGUCCUUCGGUUGAGCAUAGAAGCCGUGUGGAUGUACAGGCGCCCGGGGAGGGGCACCACCUGGACACCCCAGCUUCGCCCAAGCAGAGCUGCUGUCCUGCUGUCCAGGGGUCGGCCACCACUCCUUUGCUGGGGCAAGAAGACCACCUCGACGGCCAGAGCCCCAGCCGCACACCAGCAACUGUGCAAGGAGGCUCCAGGGAUGUUGGGGACCAAGCUGCUGACCCUUGGCUGAUGUGUGGAAGCAGCCUGGACCCUCCGAUCCCAGCCAGCAUCCCACCACCCUUGGUAUAUGACCUCUCAGACGCUCGGGUUCCAGAUGCGUCACCUUCGCCUGCCCAUGGACACCACCCAGACCCUCAGAUCCCAGCUGACACUCCACCACCGUCUCUGUCCCAAGACCCCCCAGACCCGAAGGCUCAAGCUGCCACAGCCUUGCCCCAGCCCCAAAGCCUCACAGACAUGCAGGUCCAAGCCCUCCCACCUUUGCCCAAGCAGAGUGGCCACCCGGACGGCCAGGAUGGGACUGCUGCAGCCCCGCUCCAGGAGCAAAGCCUCAGAGACACCCAGGCCCCGAAGCCCACAGCUCUGCUGGAGGAGGAGGGCCUCACCACGGUUCCGGAUGCCACAGCGCUACCAGAGCAAGGAACCUCCCUGGACACUCAGGGCCAGUCAUCCAGCCCAGUGGAGACCACUGUGGUUUUGUCCAAACCAGGAAGCCACGUGGUCUCUCCUGUUGCCAGGUCAGAGUCUUCAGACUUCACCCCACCCCAUAGCCCCCCACCCCCCACCCGCCAGCUCCUGGGCCCCAGUGCAGCUGCUCUCUCCCGGUACCUGGCAGCCUCGUACAUCAGCCAGAGCCUGGCUCGGCGGCAGGGGCCUGGGGGAGAGGCCCUUGCAGCCUCCCGGGGCCCCUGGCCCUCCUCUGCCCCCACAUCACGGGCACCUUCCCCACCGCCCCAGCCCCAGCCCCCACCACCCCCAGCCCGGCGGCUCAGUUAUGCCACCACAGUCAGCAUCCAGGUUGGGGGUGGUGGGCGGCUGCGGCCGGCCAAGACCCAGGUCAGGUUAAACCACCCUGCUCUCCUGGCCCCCACCCAGGAAUCUGUAGGCCUUCGCAGGGCCCAGGGGGCUCCCGAGGCCCCUUUUCCCACGUGAACGGGGACAGCAGGCCUCCCCCAAAGCAAGGACUACAAUCGGAUGCCACAGGCCCCCAGAACUUCAUGCAGAAAUCCAGAUUGC